CAAAACACUAAUCCGGCAGAAUCUUCAUUAAUCGUGUGGAUUUGGUGUCGUUUCAGUUCAAAAUGACGGCUGAAUGCGGUCAGUGAGAAAUCAGACAGCAGGCUGGACACAUGCCAGUGUUUGUGUUGUCUUAUGAGUGUGAUGAGUGCUAUUGAUGACUGUUAUUGAUCUUCAUCAUGAAGCUGAGCUCAUCACUAUUUGCUUUAUUGUGUCUCAUAUGUGAGAUUGUGUCCAUCGCUCUUUUCCUGCGAGGAUUCUUCCCUGUUCCUGUCAAAUCGUCCUUUUCAGCCAAGAGCAAAGUGCCUCAUUUUCCUGCAGAGCCACAGACAGGAAGUGGGCCGAACUCCAGAAAAGCUCCCGAGCCUUUGUUCAAGCGGGUGGUGAUCGUCCUGAUCGAUGCUCUCAGAGAGGACUUUGUGUUCGGCUCUGAUGGCCGGAGGUUCAUGCCCUACACCAGUCAUGUGGUGGAGAGAGGCUCUUCUCACAGCUUCAUAGCCAAAGCCAGACCGCCCACCGUCACCAUGCCCAGAAUUAAGGCUCUGACCACCGGCAGCAUCCCGGGCUUCAUAGACGUGGUGAUGAACCUGAACUCUCCAGCUCUGCUGGAGGACAAUCUCAUCUGGCAGGCCAAGAGUGCUGGCAAACGGAUCAUCUUCUAUGGCGACGACACCUGGGUUCGACUCUUCCCCAAACACUUCAUGGAGCAUGAUGGCACUACCUCAUUUUUUGUGUCCGACUACACAGAGGUGGACAAUAAUGUGACCCGUCAUCUGGACGACACUCUGAAGCGAGAUGACUGGGAUAUUCUGAUUCUGCAUUAUCUGGGUCUGGACCACAUCGGACAUAUCAGCGGACCCCACAGCUCUCUGAUAGGACCCAAACUCAUGGAGAUGGACGACAUCAUCAAGAAGAUACAUGCCUCGCUCAUAUCAAAGGUGAGAGAGUUUAACUCCCUACAGGACCAGAGGAGCACCGGAGCUCCCUGCAGUAUGACACAUCCAACACUCAUUAAUCAUCACAGCCCUUUAUCAGAGAUCUUACUGAGGAUGAUUAAAAGUCUGUUGUCAUGGUUUCGAACUGCACUUCCUAUUUGCCGCCACACCAACAAUGGCCAAAAUUGGGUGUUUUGGGCUGGCAUGUACAUUUUCAAGGUUCCUCCACAAGUUGGAGGAACCAUCAGAGUGGGAUUUGAGAAGCCGGGCGUCCUGGAGCAGGUGGAUCUGACCCCCACCCUCGCACUGGGUCUGGGGUUACCCAUCUCCAAGAACAGCGUGGGCCAUUUGAUUCCAGCAGUGGUUGAGGAGUUAUCGCUCCGAGAACAGCUGCGCCUCCUCCAGAUCAAUGGACACCAGCUCAGCCGCCUCCUACAGGACAGCAAUCCCACCUUCCACAAGGAGGAUGGUUACGAGCAGUUUCGCGUGGCGGAGAAAUCUCACGGAAGCUGGAUGAAGCUCUAUUUGGAUGGAAACACGUCAGAGGUUCUGAGUAACAUGGGCAAGAAGGUUCUCAAACAGUAUCUGGAGGCCCUGAAGGCCAUGAGUUCAGCUCUGAGCAAACAGCUGGGCAAAUACGACUUGUACUCCAUGAUCAUGGGCACGAUCUUCAUACUGCAGGUGCUGUUUUUUCUGAUGUUGGCCAUGCCAGAGGCUUUGAGCAGGGAGGCAGUUGUGGACGUCCCGCUGGCAUCAUCUCUGCUCUCUCUGCCCUUUUACCUGCUGUGUUUGUUUGGCUCAGCCCUUCACGUGCUGGUCUGCACCUCGUCCGGGGGCCCCUGCUACCUCUGCUCUCUCCCUUGGGUCCUAGUGUUCACCGUCAUCCUCUUGUCCUCCGCCUUCACAUGUGCUCUGGUUAGCAUGGCAGCGAGGAGGAUGUCGGCCAGCAACAAGACCCCUGCUAAGGGCUCUGACUGGACUCUGUCGGAGUUGGACGCUCUGUUGCUGAUCGGUACGGUGGGUCACACCCUGAGUUUGGGCUCCAGCAGCUUCAUAGAGGAGGAGCACCAGACCUGGUACUUCCUGCUCAACACGCUGUGCCUGGCCAUCUUCCAGGACGUCUGCAGGAAGUACUUCAGGGAACAGAGGCAUCGAUGUGAGGAGGAGGACGAGGGGCUUUUGCUUCCCUCCAGCACCGAAGAAGGACCGUCAUUCUCCCCGGUGGUGGAGCUGGGAAUGAGUUGGGGCUCAGAGAAAUGGCUGGCACUGGCGACCCCACUGCUGACCUUGACCUGCUGCCGCUUGCUGAGGUCACUGAAUCAGACCGGAGUGCAGUGGGCGCACCUGCCCGACUUUGGACACUGGCUCAACAGUGGGGAUCAUAAGGCAUUCCUCUCCGUGUUGGCGGCGGUGUCUCUGGUUCUGAUCUUUCUCCUGGUUCAGCGUCACUGCUCGCUGGUGUCUAAGAUCGCUCUGGCUCUCGGCCUGCUCGGAGUUUACAGCUAUCGUGCCGCCGUCGGAAAUGUCCUGUUCCCAUGGCAACACAGCAGCCGUGCCGUCUCCAAGGGAACCGUUGAGGCGCGAUUCGUCUACGUUUUCGUCCUUGGUAUCUUAUUCAUCGGCGUGAAGGACCUGUUGCGUUCGCAGAUGAUGUCGUCAGCGGUGGACAGCAGGCGGCUGAAGAGCAGGGGACUGUGGGAAGUGUACAGUGGCGUGGUGUUAUUGGUGGCUCUGUUGUUCAGAGCUCAUAAUUUGCCCACGCUGGCCUGCUGUCUGGUCAUCCAGACAAUCAUGGCUCAGUUCAUCUGGAAGAAGCUCCACUACGAUGCCGCCCAGACCACCAUCAUGCACUGCUGGUUCGGCCAGGCUUUCUUCUACUUUCAGGGAAACUCUAAUAACAUUGGGACGGUGGACAUCUCUGUGGGUUUUGUGGGUCUGGAGAGUUACGUAGAAGCACCUGCCAUUUUCCUGACUGCGCUGAGCACCUACGCAGGACCGCUGCUCUGGGCCUGUCAUCUGCUGUGUUUCCUCAGCUCACAGAGAGACAGGGUUUUUUAUAGGCCAGACUGCAGCAGUCCCUUUGGGUGAAAGAAUGAAGAAGUUUAAACUCACAACAAAACACGCCAGGCCAUCGCGCUCAUCCGGGGAGCAUCUUCAGCCGGCUUGAUCCAGCUCAAUGUUUGAAAAGAUGGGAGCUGCAUGCGUGAUUAUUUUCUUCUAAUGUUUCACUUUUCAUGUCAGUAUUGACAGAAAGCACUGUGUUUACCACUAUGGGGAAUUGGGCUUUCAAUAUUUAUG
Messenger RNA from Sinocyclocheilus rhinocerous, 3230 nucleotides. RefSeq names its product phosphatidylinositol glycan anchor biosynthesis class G (EMM blood group) (gene pigg). The coding region runs from base 177 to 3020 and encodes 947 amino acids. The transcript is spliced from 14 exons. Gene Ontology annotation, biological process: GPI anchor biosynthetic process. Gene Ontology annotation, cellular component: endoplasmic reticulum membrane. Lineage: Eukaryota; Metazoa; Chordata; Actinopteri; Cypriniformes; Cyprinidae. The record is from RefSeq and is a predicted model, not a curated record.